CCAGGUGGAGUACGACAAUGUUUGACAAAGACUUAAAAACAUUUCUUAGUCCUCAUUAUAUUUUUAACGGUUUCUUGUCUUUUUCAUAUUUAUUUUUCAAACUCACUCCACCGAUAUGUGAUUACGUAUUUCCAAGGGACGAGUGCAAAUUGAGUUGGGAUGACUCCAACCUGUACCUUUUUCUAUUGUGUGUUAUCGUUAUUAAAAACCGAAAGACAUACAAUUGGUUGCAGUACAUCAGCACAUCAUUUAUAUUUGCUAAGAUUGCUAACGGUGUAUUAUUCCUACGAGCAGAUCCAAGAUGGGCUGCGUUAUACGGUAUAGUCUGUAUUGUGAUAUUUGUAAUUUUCCCAGAAUCAGCUUACUCUGGUCCAGAUAGCAUAACAUAUUUCAGUGGAGACACGCUUGAGGAACAACUGGAAAAAGAUCGCAAGAAAUAUUGGUUGGUAGAAUUCUACGCUGGUUGGUCACCUGCUUGCGUUCGAUUCUCAUCAAUAUUUGCAGAGCUCUCCGUCAAAUAUUCCAAUGAGUAUUUAAAGUUUGGUAAAUUUAAUGCUGGAAGUUCACCCGAAAUUGCCGAAAAGUUUAAAGUUAAUGCGUCUGCCAUGUCCAGACAAUUACCUACGUUGUUAUUAUUUCAUAAUAAUAAGCCGCAAAUGAGAGUUCCUGUCUGGGACAACAAAGGACGAGUUGAGAAAUACUCAUUUAGUGAGAACAGUAUAGUCUAUGACUUUGACCUGAACAAAUUGUAUGAGGAAACAACGAAAAUGUGUAAAGAUAAGAAAUCAAAGAAGAAAGCAGAUGCUGUGAAAGAUGAAAAAGAAAAAAAAAAUGAUUGA
Molecule: messenger RNA, 839 nt
Organism: Saccoglossus kowalevskii
Lineage: Eukaryota; Metazoa; Hemichordata; Enteropneusta; Harrimaniidae
Product: thioredoxin-related transmembrane protein 2-B-like
Cellular component (GO): cytoplasm
Molecular function (GO): protein-disulfide reductase activity
Source: RefSeq, a predicted model, not a curated record